AAAGAAUAGAGAAGAAAAAUCAAACCAAAAUUCUGUCCAUUCAGAUUAACCUGAAGCGUCGUCGAGAAUGGAUUAAUACGUCUACCUGCCAUUGGAAACUUUUCAGUAUUCACUUGAUCUUCAUUCGGUGUUUUAUUUUAUAUGUUACUUUUUUCUCAUUGUUUUAUGCUAUGAAUCUGUUGAUCAUUUUGAUUGUUUUCAUUUCCGCAUCCACGGUCAAUUGUAGCCAAUCUCUUUGGAGAGGAAUCAUUCCAGGUACUAAAUGGUGUGGAUUGGGCGAUGAAGCAAAACAUUACAAUGACCUUGGUAAACAUGUUGAUGUCGACAAAUGUUGUCGAGCUCACGACCACUGUCCCAUCAGAAUGCGAGCUUUUAGAUAUGGUUAUGGAACAAUCAACUUUUCCUUGUACACAAGAUCUCAUUGUCGUUGUGAUGAAGCUUUUUUCAAUUGUCUGAAGUCAACAAAAUCAGAUCUUGGUGAUUUAAUUGGAAACUUUUAUUUCAACAUCAUGCAAACUUGUUGUAUCGACGAUGCUCAUCCAUGUGAGUCCAUAUUUGAUCCCAUUUGUAAAGAUGGAUUACUAUUCCGUGAUCGACCCAAAUCAAUGCCAAGGACAAUCUUUGUACGAAACAGAUUAAAAUAUUAACUAAACUUUGGUUACCUCAACAUUUCCGUUUCCUUAUAUACCAAAUUGGAUUUUACUCUUUUUUAAAUUAAUCUGUGAUCAUGUGUGUAUAAUUUGUGUAAAUUUUUGUGAUGUAUUAAAACGCAGAAUUUAAGAGA
This is a messenger RNA of Panonychus citri (citrus red mite), 784 nucleotides long. Its product is annotated as acidic phospholipase A2 PA4-like. NCBI's taxonomy places the organism in Eukaryota, Metazoa, Arthropoda, Arachnida, Trombidiformes, Tetranychidae. Bases 171 to 647 code for a protein of 158 amino acids. Gene Ontology annotation, biological process: phospholipid metabolic process; arachidonate secretion. The record is from RefSeq and is a predicted model, not a curated record. The transcript has a single exon.